ACAUCCGGUGUGUUCGAACCUCUCUCGGGCAGCGAAGGCAGACGAGCAGCGAAGAAUGGAGAGCGCAAGUAACGACACUCAGCUGCUAGCGUGAAACAUCAGUAACAACAAGUAACACCGAAAACCUCACAUUAAGCUCCAGGCAUUCGUGUACAUUUGGCGUGACAGAUACACAAGCUGUGUCCGGAUCGUCUGGAUUUAUCACGGCGAAGGUCUUCCACCUUCUCCUUCCUGUGACAAAUGUUGAGGCCAGAGAUCAGCCUGUACGACAGCUGCUAGAGGUGACAGGGUGAGGACGGGAGGAGUGUUGGUUAGCUGUACCAGGUUUUGUCUCAUGAGAGUAACUGUGCCGCCCAGGCACUGCCAGUGACCAGGGCUGUGGCUGUGGUGGGCCCGGCCCAGGAGGCCUUUUUGUACAUCACUCCAGGCUCCCGCUGACCUGUGCUGCUCACACCAUGGAUCAACAAAGAGAUAAAUAUGGAGAGCGGCCUGCCAGGAGCACAAAGGUUUCCCAGGGCAGCCGCAGUGGACACUCAUCUCGACCAUCUGGCUCUUCAAGUUCCUCUGGGGUCCUCAUGGUGGGGCCAAAUUUUCGUGUGGGCAAGAAGAUUGGCUGUGGAAACUUUGGUGAAUUGAAGCUUGGUAAAAAUCUCUACACCAACGAGUAUGUAGCUAUUAAACUGGAACCAGUGAAGUCAAGGGCACCACAGUUGCAUUUAGAGUACCGGUUCUACAAAACACUGGGAACUACAGCAGAGGGAGUGCCCCAGGUGUUUUACUUUGGGCCCUGUGGGAAAUACAAUGCCAUGGUUCUGGAGCUGCUGGGCCCGAGUCUAGAGGAUCUUUUUGACCUUUGUGACAGGACCUUUUCACUGAAGACUGUCUUAAUGAUAGCAAUUCAGCUGAUUUCUCGAAUGGAGUACGUGCACUCUAAAAACCUCAUCUAUAGAGAUGUAAAACCAGAAAACUUUCUCAUCGGACGGCAAGGGAAUAAAAAGGAACACAUAAUCCACAUCAUUGACUUUGGCCUGGCCAAAGAGUACAUCGACCCCGAGACCAAAAAACACAUUCCAUACCGGGAACAUAAGAGUUUGACUGGCACUGCUCGAUAUAUGUCCAUCAAUACACAUUUAGGCAAAGAGCAAAGCCGGCGAGAUGACCUGGAGGCCUUAGGCCACAUGUUCAUGUAUUUCCUUCGUGGGAGUCUACCUUGGCAAGGACUAAAGGCUGACACGUUGAAAGAACGAUACCAGAAGAUCGGAGACACAAAACGAAACACUCCCAUUGAGGUCCUCUGUGAGAACUUCCCAGAGGAGAUGGCCACCUACCUGCGAUAUGUGAGAAGGUUGGACUUCUUUGAAAAGCCCGACUACGAAUAUCUGAGGACUCUGUUCACUGAACUGUUUGAGCGGAAAGGAUAUACCUUCGACUACACUUACGACUGGGUUGGCAGGCAGAUACCCACACCAGUGGGGUCUGUCCAUAUAGACUCCGGAGCAUCUGCUGUCACGAGAGAGAGCCAUCCUCACAGAGACCGGCCUUCACAGCACCCACCAAUUAGAAACCAGACAGCGGUCUCAGAUCGACGAGGAGCAUGGGAGGUGCAGCCCACACGCCAAGCAAACUCCUCCUAUCUGACCUCCCACCUGGCAGCGGACAGGCACGGGGGCUCAGUGCAGGUGGUCAGUUCAACCAACGGGGAGCUGAAUGCAGACGAUCCACUGGCGGCUCAUUCCAACGCUCCGAUCACAGCUCAGGCAGAGGUGGAAGUGGUCGACGAGGCCAACUGCGUGAAAAUGCUCAACCUGUGGUGCUGCUGCUUCUUCAAGCGAAAACGGAAGAAGAACACGCCGAGGCACAAAUGAUCGUCCACCACCGGCCUGAAACGUUCCAAGUGUCCGGCUCAGUUGUUUGUGAUUUCAGAAAUCAAUAAGGUCCCAUUCAGAUAAAAGAGGCAACUGAAAGAUCGUGAUUGAAUUGUCCUCUGGAGGGAUCAGUUAAAAAUGGUUUGUUGAGAUGUACAAGAUGCUUGUGUCUUUUGAUGGGAGUCCUAUUUUAAAAAAAAAAAAAAAAAAAAAUCUUCUUUUUUUUUUUUUUCCUCCAAGAUGUGUGGGAAUGUUUUGCAGGCCAGUCGGCCAAAUGGGGAACCUAUUCGUUGGAAUUUUGCAGAGGAUAAUCUUGUUUUUGUUUUCCCUCCCCAAGACGCCCAGCAUUUGUAUUUUUCUGUCCAUGUUUGGCUUUUUUUUUUUUUUUUUUUCUUUUUUUUUUUUGCUGUUUCUCCUCUGUGGUAUCGCAAAGGAAGAGACAGAUCUUCCUGUGGAAUCUUGCCACGUUCAGCCCGUUGCAUACCAUGAUUUCUUUGUUUGACUCACAAAAUCAUAUUUUCAUUUCCUCUGUCGAGUCCCAGUUCCACCCAGAAAGUGGUUUUGCCCGUCGUUAGUUUGCUAACUCAUUUUUGACACAAAGCCCCUUCAUUCAUGAUGUGGGGCUGAAUGUAAACCUGAAAGAGGAGCCAGGAGUGUAACGGAGAGCAUCAGUCAGCCAUUUGGCCCCUGCACUUUUUUUCCUCCAAAGAGGUCAACCCUGGCACUGGGACCGGGGCCUGAGAGAACAGAAGACCAGAGAUGUCUCCUGCACUGUGUUCUCUGAGGAUGAUUUCUGCUCACGCUGCUUGGUUAAAGCACUCCCCUUAACCACGCCGCUGUCAAAAUACACUACAGUCUCUUUUGACUCUCAUGCAGUUCUGCUCCUGUUGGCUUUGUGAUGAUGGGCAGCAACCUGACACUUGUAGAUGUGGCUGGAAAAAAAAAAAAUGCUAUUUAUGCUAUUUAUCUUUCGGUUGCCACCGGUUUUCUUACUAAUUCUAAAACAUACACACUGAAUGUAUGGACAGAAAAGUAAAUGACUUUGGAGCAUUCAUAUAAUCUGUUAUGCGCAUGGAAAGGAAAUUGCAGUUAAGGAGUUAAGAAUAAUGUUUAAAAAAGGAAAAAAAUUGAGACCAAAAUUAAGUGGAUUUGUGGGUUCGGAGUCUUAAUUGUUCUUGAUCUUAAUAAUGUGAUGGUUAAUAAUGGACUCUAAACCAGUUGACACUGGGGGAUGUUGCUUUGAAACGACAAGAGUAACUGGCAUUAUGUGCUUUGGAGAUUGAAUCACAGCCUCUCGACGCUACAGUCCAAUGCCUUAACCCCAACCAGUCGACCACCACUCCACGCCACGCCACACCACACCACUAGUGGGACAAACAACUUGGCAGCAUGAUGGCUGUGAGAUUUGCAGCGUGGUCACGUGUAUAAUAAAAGCCCAACGUUGCAGACUGUUCUCAGCUAGUAUCAGAGCAGGCAAUGACUUCCCGUGUAACACUGAAGAUGUAUUCUCAAGAGAGCAAUGCCAAAUGUAAGGUUUGGUGUAAUAUUGUGUUAAUGGUGUUAAGACGUCCCUGCCCCUGCGUGUCCAGUCUGAAGACCCCUGUGCUGCAAAGCGAUGUUUGAUGUUUGGGUCCCUCUCCUCGAUGCAGAGAGAGAAAACCUCAUGUCGCCGUGAGAGCGGAUAAGAACAUGUCCAUACCAUUUUUUUUAUUUUUUAUUUUUAAUUUAGUGUCAUGGAGGACUGCCUUGAAACAAUAUCCUCGAUACGUCACCUUGCCUAUCCUCCUAACAGAGCGUGAAUUACCAUACAUAAGUGUUUUAUUUUUUUAUUUUAUAUCUUGCUAAUGUGAAUUUUUUUUUUUUUUUUUUUUUUUUUUUUAAAUGCAAUUUUUGUUUUUCCAUUCCAAAUAGCCAUGGUUUUAUGGGGAAAGAAAGAGAGGGUAACAAAAUAAAAAAUAGAAAAGAAAAAAAAAAGUUCGAAACCAUGACUGCACUACAUUUGUUGACCCCGGCUUUCCCUGACAAGACCCUGCCUUCUUAAUACUGUACUUUAAACGUGCUUAUUACUUUAAUUGUAGCUGCCUCGUGUGCUAGGCCUUCCCUAUAGGGUGCAGGGAAUACACUUUAAAUCGAUUUUUAUCCCCGCCCAGUCCCCUUUUUGUGCCAUGACACCUUCCUCCUGCCCCUUUCCUCUCUGCGUGCGCGCACACACACACACACACACACAGACACACACACACAGACACACACACACAGACACACACACACACACACACACUCUCUCACUCUCUCUCUCUCUCAUACACUCAUACUCAUGCGAGUCCUAGAUGAAUCAACUCUCAGUGGGGUGUUAGAUUUGCCGUUUUGUGGACCUGCUCCAUCAUCUUUAGAAAUACGAUGUUGUAGAUGUUGCAAACUAUCUCAAUGAAUCAGUAUGUAAACCUGCUUGUUGCGUGUAUUUACACUGUAUAGCUUUUGGUUUAUUCUUACCCCUGACAUGUCAGUUACUCCAGGGUCUAAGUUAUUGUGUUAUUGAAAGUACUUGAAUAUGAAAAUCUAUGGGACCUUUUCUGUUUGUUUUUGUUGUUUUUUUUUUAAUUAUUAUUAUUUUCUUGGUCUUUAUCUUAUUAAUUCCACAAAUAGAAUUUGAGGGGAAUGGUGGGAAAACAGGCUAUUUGAAUGACAGGUAUUCAUUUCUUCGAGAUGUCUUAGUGCCUCUGGAGGGUGUUGGACAGGUGAAGUUUGUCAGACUCACCUGUGGAGCGCAGUGCUAGCUGAUGUGAAGGCUUGGGUCAUUAACUUUACCCAGGACAGGUGCAGUUUGAUGCUGGUGUGGAGGUUAAAAUCACUGUUUUGUCUUUGUGAAACAUUCAUUGUAAUGUAUUUUUAUCUGGUGAGGGUGAACCCCACCCACCCACCUAAAGCCUGUGACAUCUGCUGCCUGUGAUCUGUGAUUCUCCCCACAAAGCAUCAGCGGCACCUGGAGUGUUGUGUCCCAGCUACCGGAGAGAAGUUGAAAGUAUUCCUGUGUAGUGAGAUGGAUAUCAAGACUAUACAGCCUUCAGUGUUUCCCCCCUGAAUUCCUCGAGUGCCAUUCCUGAGACUACUACUUUACUAGCCCAUGCCUUUUACCUGUGCCAGAAAAAUAUGAAGUUGAAUGUUUUUUGACCAUUGCAUUCCACCUUGUGUCCUUGACGUGUCCACUGUCAUUUUGAAAAAUCGCAGCGCAACAUGGCUCAACUCAGUACCAGGAAGUGUUGGAGUGUGUCAGUAAAAGUGUUUUUUAUUUUUUGAAUCGUUUCUGUUGAGUUGUUAAUUUCUUUUAUGUCGUAACUUAAAAGAAACCGACCAAGUUAAUUAUUUCAGAGUUGAAUUUGUGACUGGUCGUCCUUGCAACAUUUGCUUCUUCCUCAAACUGUGGGUGGCCUCACUCUUAAGCUCACGGCUGAAAUGGUAGAUAUAGAUAUAUUACUCUGAUGUAUUUACUUUUUAAUCUCUGGGCCUCAUACAGAGCGAUAUAGGACAAACUCUGUAUGAUUUGUAUGUGCAUGGCUUAUCUGGAGACGACAGCGAGCGGUCUCUCUCUCCGGUGAAUUUUCUCUCCUGUAGGGCUCAUAUGCUGUUGGGUCACUGAGACGUUAUGGCUUCCAGUCUUCAUGUAAAAUAAAUAACUUUUUCAUGUCUUCUCACAGCACAUUCCAUUUCAGUUCCCUUUAUUUCUCAUACGGUUCACUUCAGACUUGUGUUAAUGGCUUUGGAUGUGUGUAACUCAUUCCUGUGUGUCAAAGCUGUGUAAAUCAAAGCAAAGGACAGUUAGAGUGUGAAUGAAUGGCUUAGGUCUUUUUUGGGUUCUCUGGCACUUUUUCCUUGUUGCUGUACUGUAGAAUUGUCUUCGAUUUACUGUAUAUUUUUCUUUGAGGGAGAGGUUUAGGGUGACAUUUACUGCAAUAUUGUGAUGAUUAUUUGAAAAUUGUAAAUUGUACAGUGUUCACAAUUGUAGUCUUUGUUUCUUUUCAGUUGGGAUUCCAUAUAAAAGAUGUAUUCUUUGAUUUUUUUUUUUUUUUUUUUUUUUCCUCUCAGACUGUGGAAAAUCAAAUUGUACAGCUCCAAGAGUUUAUCCUCCCCUCAGCAUUGUCUUUUUUUCAGAGCUAUGAUUAAGAGAAAUCUUAAAUCUGUAAAUAAAUAUUAUUGUGUUGAAAUAUGAAUGUCACUUCGAAAAUGUAUUUGAAUGAGUUAGUCAAGGGCUUCAAGAAUGAAGGACCCAUGUUUCUUCUUUUUAUGGUUUCAUAUUUUUAAUUUGCAGAAAGGUAAAGGUCCUUUUUAUCUGAGAUGCCUGUUUUUUUUCCCUCCUUGAAUUCAUAUAAUACAAUGUGUCACACAUGAACCUUAUAAAAUCACUUUUUAUUCCCUCCACACCUAAAGGGAAACUCCAGUUUGCACCCUUUUUUAUGUAAAAUAAAAGAUCUCUCCACCUUG
This is a messenger RNA of Seriola aureovittata, 6341 nucleotides long. RefSeq names its product casein kinase 1, gamma 1 (gene csnk1g1). Gene Ontology annotation, biological process: endocytosis; peptidyl-serine phosphorylation; positive regulation of canonical Wnt signaling pathway. Bases 456 to 1865 code for a protein of 469 amino acids. The record is from RefSeq and is a predicted model, not a curated record. The transcript is spliced from 14 exons. Lineage: Eukaryota; Metazoa; Chordata; Actinopteri; Carangiformes; Carangidae. Gene Ontology annotation, cellular component: plasma membrane; nucleus; cytoplasm. Gene Ontology annotation, molecular function: protein serine/threonine kinase activity; ATP binding.